Molecule: messenger RNA, 1239 nt
Organism: Debaryomyces hansenii CBS767
Lineage: Eukaryota; Fungi; Ascomycota; Pichiomycetes; Serinales; Debaryomycetaceae
Product: thiolase family protein
Exons: 1
Coding region: 1-1239 (412 amino acids)
Biological process (GO): fatty acid beta-oxidation; phenylacetate catabolic process
Cellular component (GO): peroxisome
Molecular function (GO): acetyl-CoA C-acyltransferase activity
Source: RefSeq, a predicted model, not a curated record
AUGGAUAGAUUAAAUCAAGUUUUAGGGCAUUUAUCUCCAUCUGCAACUAAUCACAUAACUUCGAAAAACCCCGAUGAUGUGGUGAUUGUUGCAUCUUAUCGUACAGCAAUUGGAAAAGGGUUUAAAGGAAGCUUCAAGGAUGUUGGGAGUGACUAUAUUUUAUUGAAGUUUCUAGAAGCAUUCCUUGCCAAAACCCAGGUUAAUCCUAAUUUAAUUGAGGAUAUUGCUUGCGCUAAUGUACUCAAGGUUCGUUCCGGUAUCUGUGAACAUAGAGCUGCCGCCAUAAGCGCUGGUAUUCCAUACACCACCCCCAUUAUAGCCAUAAAUAGACAGUGUGGGUCUGGAUUGGUAGCUAUAGGUGAUAUAGCAAAUAAAAUAAUAUCGGGAGAAAUUGAUUGCGGUCUAGCUGUUGGUGUGGAAUCGAUGACUAAAGACUUUGGAUUGGGUCAAUCAGUUGUGUCAAAAGCUCUCGAGGAUCACCCAGAAAUGAUAAAAUCUAAGAUUCCUAUGGGGAUCACCAACGAGAAUAUUGCUAUCAAGUACAAUAUCUCACGCAAACAACAGGAUGAAUUUGCAGCUAAAUCUUUCCAGAAGGCUGAAAAAGCAUUGGCUUCAGGUGUCUUUGCUGAUGAAAUAUUGCCUGUUGAAUCAUUAAUUGAAGAAAAGGAUGGCCAAGGUAAUGUUUCUUUUAAAAAAAUUAUAGUUGAUAAAGACGAAGGUGUUCGUAAGGGAGUCACUGCAGAAUCCUUGGGCAAAUUACGCCCAUCAUUUAAGAAGGAUGGCCUGACCCAUGCUGGUAACUCUUCUCAAGUAAGUGAUGGAGCAGCAGGUGUUUUACUUAUGAGACGUUCUUUUGCUGAAGAAAAUGGAUUUAAAAUUGAAGGUAAGUUUGUUAGAUGUGUUUCUGUUGGUGUUCCUCCAGAAAUCAUGGGGGUUGGUCCAGCAAUGGCUAUUCCUCAUAUUCUCAAGAAAACUAACUUAGUAGUGGAUGAUAUUGCAGCCUUUGAAAUCAAUGAAGCUUUUGCUACACAAUGUUUGUACUCAAUUAAAGCCUGCAAUAUACCAGAAGAGAAAGUGAACAUCAAUGGGGGGGCUAUUGCCUUGGGCCAUCCAGUGGGUGUAACUGGGGCUAGACAAUAUGCUACAAUCUUAAGAUUAUUGAAGCCAGGUGAUAUUGGUUUAACCUCAAUGUGUAUUGGUUCAGGUAUGGGCUCUGCUAGUAUAGUAGUUAAAGAAUAA